CGGGGCCCAGACCGGCUCGGCGCGUCGACUGCCCAGAGUCCGCGACCAGGGAGCCCGCAGGGGGAGAGCCAUGGCUUACCACAGCUUCCUGGUGGAGCCCAUCAGCUGCCACGCCUGGAACAAGGACCACUCCCAAAUUGCCAUCUGCCCCAACAACCACGAGGUGCACAUCUACGAGAAGAGCGGGACCAAGUGGACCAAGGUGCACGAGCUCAAGGAGCACAACGGGCAGGUGACAGGCAUCGACUGGGCCCCUGAGAGUAACCGCAUCGUGACCUGCGGCACAGACCGAAAUGCCUAUGUGUGGACACUGAAGGGGCGCGUGUGGAAGCCCACGCUGGUCAUCUUGCGCAUCAACCGGGCUGCUCGCUGUGUGCGCUGGGCGCCCCUGGAGAACAAGUUUGCUGUUGGCAGUGGCUCCCGAGUCAUCUCCAUCUGCUACUUCGAGCAGGAGAAUGACUGGUGGGUGUGCAAACACAUCAAGAAGCCCAUCCGCUCCACCGUCCUCAGCCUGGACUGGCACCCCAACAAUGUGCUCCUGGCUGCCGGCUCCUGCGACUUUAAGUGCAGGAUCUUCUCCGCCUACAUUAAGGAGGUGGAGGAGCGGCCGGCACCCACCCCAUGGGGCUCCAAGAUGCCCUUUGGGGAGCUGAUGUUUGAGUCUAGCAGCAGCUGCGGCUGGGUACACGGCGUCUGUUUCUCAGCAAGUGGGAGCCGAGUGGCCUGGGUCAGCCACGACAGCACCGUGUGCCUGGCCAAUGCCGACAAGAAGAUGGCCGUCGCCACCCUGGCCUCUGAAACACUGCCCCUGCUGGCCGUCACCUUCAUCACAGAGAACAGUCUGGUGGCAGCGGGUCACGACUGCUUCCCAGUGCUGUUCACCUACGACAGCACAGUAGGAACGCUGAGCUUCGGUGGACGGCUGGACGUGCCCAAGCAGAGCUCCCAGCGUGGCCUAACGGCCCGAGAGCGCUUCCAGAACCUGGACAAGAAGGCCAGCACAGAGGGCGGUGCCGUCUCAGGUGCCGGGAUCGAUUCAGUGCACAAGAACAGUGUCAGCCAAAUCUCAGUACUCAGAGGGGGGAAGGCCCAGUGUGCACAAUUCUGUACAACUGGCAUGGACGGUGGCAUGAGCAUCUGGGACGUCAAGAGCCUGGAAUCAGCCCUGAAGGACCUCAAGAUCAAAUGACCUGAGGAGGUGCACGCUGGGCAGUAAGGCCCCUCGUUUUGCUGAAGUUCCUAGGGUGCUCCCUCAGGAGCUGGGGGGGGGUGGUGGUGCUUUUGUCUGUUGAAGAAAUAUGUACCUUUGGAGAAAUGCUUUCCGUUGUAAAGAAUGCCCCAACGGCACUAUGCUGGCUAUGAACUGCUUAAUGCCCAAGUAAUAAAGGCAGCUGCAGCCCUGUC
Molecule: messenger RNA, 1404 nt
Organism: Echinops telfairi (small Madagascar hedgehog)
Lineage: Eukaryota; Metazoa; Chordata; Mammalia; Afrosoricida; Tenrecidae
Gene: ARPC1B
Product: actin related protein 2/3 complex subunit 1B
Exons: 10
Coding region: 71-1189 (372 amino acids)
Biological process (GO): Arp2/3 complex-mediated actin nucleation
Cellular component (GO): actin cytoskeleton; Arp2/3 protein complex
Molecular function (GO): actin filament binding
Source: RefSeq, a predicted model, not a curated record